Messenger RNA from Corapipo altera (White-ruffed manakin), 4092 nucleotides. RefSeq names its product Wnt family member 5A (gene WNT5A). Gene Ontology annotation, biological process: multicellular organism development; cell fate commitment; neuron differentiation. NCBI's taxonomy places the organism in Eukaryota, Metazoa, Chordata, Aves, Passeriformes, Pipridae. Gene Ontology annotation, cellular component: extracellular region. The transcript is spliced from 5 exons. Bases 447 to 1604 code for a protein of 385 amino acids. The record is from RefSeq and is a predicted model, not a curated record. Gene Ontology annotation, molecular function: cytokine activity; frizzled binding.
GCUGGUGGGACGGAUCGUCGCCCGCGGCGCUUUCGCUGCCGCUUGUGAAGAUUUUUAUUUGCUUCCGCACAAUCACGCCCACGGGCGCUGUGUGCGUGUGUGUUGGGUUGGCUUUUUUUUUUUUCUUGGCUUUUUUUUUUGGAUUUUUUUUUUUUACCUCCUUCUUCUUCUGCUGGUGGAAAGCCCUAAUUACUGCGAUUGCUGAUGGACCUUGGAAAGAAGGCUGCACUGGUGCCCCGCUCCGCAGUCGGACACGCUCAGCUUGCGCCGGACAGGGCGGCCGCUCGCCCGCCGCCCCCCGCCAGCUCCGCGGGCCCCCGCGCUCCCCCGGCCGCGGCUCGGGACGAUACCGCCCGGCUCCUGCGAGCCAGGAUUUUACUUUCGCCUCGCCGUUUCUGCUGCUCCGCUUGGAUUACUUGGCUGCUCCCGCUCGCUGAUCCCGCGCGAUGGAGAAAUCCAGUGCAGUAUUAAUCCACGGAGGUGCAGUGGGGACAGUUGGCAGUACAAUGGCUUCUCAGUACCUCGUAGUGGCUCUGGCCGUUUUCUCUUCUUUUACCCAGGUUGUAAUAGAAGCCAGCUCUUGGUGGUCUUUAGGGAUGAAUCCCAUGAACCCCAUGAACCCUGUUCAGAUGUCAGAGGUGUAUAUAAUAGGAGCCCAGCCACUGUGUAGCCAGCUAGCAGGGCUUUCCCAAGGACAGAAGAAACUCUGCCAAUUGUAUCAGGACCAUAUGCAGUUCAUUGGAGAGGGUGCAAAGACGGGCAUUAAGGAGUGCCAGUACCAGUUCAGACACAGAAGAUGGAAUUGCAGCACUGUGGACAACAACUCUGUUUUUGGCAGAGUCAUGCAGAUAGGCAGCCGGGAGACGGCAUUCACCUACGCGGUGAGCGCGGCCGGCGUGGUCAAUGCCAUGAGCCGCGCCUGCCGGGAGGGAGAGCUCUCCUCCUGUGGCUGCAGCCGAGCUGCACGGCCCAAGGACUUGCCCCGGGACUGGCUUUGGGGUGGCUGCGGGGAUAACAUCGAGUACGGAUACCGCUUUGCCAAGGAGUUCGUGGAUGCCCGGGAGCGUGAGAGAGUUUACCAGCGAGGCUCCUACGAGAGCGCCCGGAUCAUGAUGAACCUGCACAACAACGAGGCCGGGAGAAGGACGGUGUACAACCUGGCUGACGUGGCCUGCAAGUGCCACGGCGUCUCCGGUUCCUGUAGCCUGAAGACCUGUUGGCUGCAGCUCGCCGAUUUCCGCAAGGUAGGCGAUGCCCUGAAGGAGAAAUACGACAGCGCCGCCGCCAUGAAACUCAACAGCCGGGGCAAGCUGGUACAGGUGAACAGCCGCUUCAACGCCCCCACCAUCCAUGACCUGGUGUACAUCGACCCCAGCCCCGACUACUGCGUGCGCAACGAGAGCACCGGCUCCCUGGGCACCCAGGGCCGCCUGUGCAAUAAGACCUCGGAGGGCAUGGACGGCUGCGAACUCAUGUGCUGCGGCCGGGGGUACGACCAGUUCAAGACGGUGCAGAGAGAGCGCUGCCACUGCAAGUUCCACUGGUGCUGCUACGUGAAAUGCAAGUUGUGCACAGAGAUCGUGGACCAGUUUGUGUGCAAAUAGGGGGACAGGACGAGGUGGGAGGAACUGCAGCCGCCUGCCAGCGAGGGGUGCAGGCCCCUCUCCCUUUCCACAGGACUAUCUCCACUUUUUAUUUAUAGAGUCCAACAAGUUGUUGUCUUCUUUUAAGAAAAAUAAAAAAAAAAGGAAAAAAAAAAAGGGCAGGGGAAGGGAAAAAAAAAAAAAAGAAAAAAGAAAAAUAUAAAGGUUGCAAAGAGAAGUGCCUGGAAACCCUCUCUGUGUCCAUCCCAGAACUGUGUUAGGCUUAUAUUUUUGGCAAUAAUGGGCAAGAAUCUGAGAAUAUUUAUUUUACAAAGUUAAAAAAUUGACUUUUCUUACAAACAAUAGAGUAGUUUGAGGGGAAAAUCCGACAUAUCCUAAUUUAGUCCCAUGGAACGUAAUACAUGUGCACUAGGCAGAGCAACCAUGUAAUGUGCUUGGGAUGCUAGAACAAUCCUUAUGGAUGUGAGGAACACACAGACCUGUCCGUGACUUUUAGUUUCAGACACUAGAAGUGGCUAGAAUAGGGUAUAUAAAGCUGUUCAGUGCAUGUAGGGCUCUGUAAAUAAGGGGUAUAUCCAGCAUGAAGUGCUGUGUUGGUUGCAUGUCUGACUGUUCCUGCAGUGUCACCGGAGGGCAAAGAGCAAAGAAUCAGAAAGGCUUUAACUGCGCUAUCCCUGAGUCACAGGGGCUGGUUCCAAAACCUACCAAGACUGGGAAAAAAAAGAAAAAAAAAGAAAAAAUCUGCCUUGGUGAAUAACGAAGAUAUUCUUCAAGGCAGAGUUUGGCCUCGUUAGGUGAUUGUGACGUUGGAGUGUCUCCUCUGACAGAGCAGCACUUCCCUACUGCCGAGUGUGGAGCAGCCCGGGGCAGGCUGUGUGGAGCACUGUAGCUGGGCAAGGGGAGCUGCACUGCUUACAAACAGCUUUGGUUUCCCAGCCUGGAAAGCCCAUGGAAAGUAGAGUUCCCCAAAUUUGAAAAUGCCUUAAAAUGGUGUAAUAGCUGGCUGUCUUUCAAAACACAGCUUGACAAAUAACUCCUCUAAUUUUAUGUGAGAAAAUAAAUCUUUAGAUAUCCGCUCUUGGAAUGAUUGAUUUUUAUUUUUUUCGCAGAUUUUGGGAACGCUUUCACUCAAGGAUUCAAUAGUUUCAUAUUUUAAUAACAUUAACUGACUAUUAUAGUUCAAUGAAACAUUGCAGCAAUACCAAAUUUAUCAUCCUAUGUCUUUAAUACACAUGCUUUAGAUAAUAUAUUGCAGAUAUACACUACAACUGCUCAGACUAUACUUGAGCAGUUACAUAUAUAUGGGAGAACUGUGGUCUGCUGGUGUCUGAUACUUCAAAGCUUUUUGUACAUAUAUAUUUUAAUGAUUUAGAAAAUAAUAAAACAUCUAAAAUUACAGGGGCAGUUCAUCCCUCAUUUUCAGAUCUCUCCAGGUUUUUAGAUUGAUUCCAAGCUUUCUUUCGGUGGUUUUGUUUUUGUUAUUUUGGGAUGGUUUUUUGUUUGUUUGUUUGGUUUGGUUUUGUUUGUUUUUGUUGUUGUUGUUUUGUGUUUGGCUUUGUUUUGUUGGGUUUUUUUUAAGCUUUUAUCAUUCAAAAGUUCUAAGGAGAAUCGCAAAGAAGUCAGCCUCUUCCCAACUUUAGGACUUUCCUGGGUGGUUGGCAGAGGCAGCACCCUGCACUUGAGUCAAUACUGGUCUGGAGAUCGCUUCUAUUCCACUCUCAUGUUAAGGGCAUUAUUGAUUAUUGGUGAAAGGAGACACCUUCCAACUCCAAAAUGUGCUGCAUUUAGCCCUUGCUUUUCAGGUUUUGAACUGAAAAAUUGUUAUUUGUCAAACAAUAUGCGUUCCCCCCUAUUCUGUGUAGUUACACAGGGGUUCAUCUUUGGUUCAGAUGCCUCUUUUCAACUCAGUCCCAUUCAACAAGUUAAAGAAAAUAGUUUUUCAGAUACCAAGUGAGGAAAAUCUUUCACUUUAGCCUAGUUGUACUAAAGCCUUGCCUUUUCACAAGCCUUUAAGCUGUAUCAUUAAAUUCAUCUUGAUCAUUUAUCAGCUUCUUAAUGGCGCUUUAUUGCUCUUAAUUUAUUGUACAAGGACAUAUUUACCCCUCAUCUUCAGAUGUUUGCAAAGAGUAUCUUUAAAGUAAGAGAAAUAAAUAAAGCACUAAUUCAUUGAAUAUGUCACUUUGGUUUUUAUUGUACAAAAAUCAUGAUCUUGUUUUUCAUUUGCUGAAUCACCUCAUGUUCCUUUCUAGUGACUUUUGUCUGAGCAAAACUGAAUCUCAUGAUCCUAGCUAUUAAAACACUAUUUAAUGUAAAAUAUUUUACUUGUCAUUCAGAUAUGUAAAUCUUCUAUGUCCUUUCCUCUGUUCUGUACAUUUAAUGUACAUAUUUCUGUCUCGUGUGAUUUGUAUAUUUCACUGGUUUAAAACAAAAAAAAAGGAUUAUGCCAUAAUUGAAGAUAGACUAUAAAAAUAAAACUUUGGUUGUAUAU